AUUUUAUGAAAGGACAAGUCUCUAGAGCUAUUUCUUCUUCUCCAAGUUUGGUAUGCACGGAUAUUAGCAUUGGACAAGAACCUAUUAGCAUAAUUGCAACCAAUGAAUUUGAUGAUCCUCCGGUUGCACCAACCGGUUUUCAAUAUAUCACUGCAAAUCAAAUUGCAAGCACCAUAAAGGUUCCAUCUAGUGGUCCUGGAUGCAACUGCAUAGGAAGUUGUAGAGACACUAUAACUUGUGGAUGUGCUAAGCUUAAUGGCCAAAAAUUUCCAUAUGCAUGUGGUAACGGUGGCAGGCUGAUUGAGCCUCGAGACAUCGUGUACGAAUGUGGACCUAUAUGUGGCUGCGGACCUAAUUGUGGAAAUAAAGUUUCUCAAAAGGCUUUAAUUUAUCGACUUGAGGUUUUUCGUACUCCCAAUAAAGGUUGGGGUGUGAGAACAUGGGACUUUAUUCCCUCAGGUGCACCAGUGGUAGAAUAUAUUGGUGUACUUAGUAGAGAUGAUGAAUUAGAUAAUGCUAUUGGAAAUGAAUACAUUUUUGACAUUGAUUGUUUGCACACAAUCAAAGGGGAAGGUGGAAGAGAGAGACGUUCCAGCAAAAAAAAAUCAGCUAGGGAAAGUUUUUCUGAAAAUAUUGAUGAAGAAUUGGAAAAUGAUCCUGAGUUUUGCAUAGAUGCUAGUUCUUUUGGUAAUGUUUCUAGAUUUAUCAAUCAUGGAUGUGUGCCAAACCUUUUUGUUCAAGGUAUUCUUAGCAGCCACCGUGAUAUUAGACUUGCUCGAGUCGUACUAUUUGCAGCACAAGACAUACCUCCCUAUCAAGAACUCACCUAUGACUAUGGUUACAAACUUGAUAGUGUUGUUGAUCCUGAUGGAAAAAUCAAGCAAUUAGAAUGUCAUUGUGGUGCAAAUGAAUGUCGUAAGCGCUUGUACUAAUUUGGUAUGGAUAUCAUAAGACAUUUGUUUGAUUUAAGAGUGAACUUACUCAAAUUUCAACUAUUCUCCAACCUUUGUGGUGAUACAAUGUUUUGCAAUGUAAUAUUUGUCAUUAGGUGCUUAGGGGGUUAUCUCUUGGUACAUAUUGCACAAAAUUAUAAUUGUAAUUAUUACAAAAACAACAAUGUAGUUUGUUUGUAUGAUAAACUCAAUACUCAUUUGAAGUUCGAUGUUGAA
This is a messenger RNA of Cicer arietinum (chickpea), 1169 nucleotides long. Its product is annotated as histone-lysine N-methyltransferase, H3 lysine-9 specific SUVH4-like. The record is from RefSeq and is a predicted model, not a curated record. Gene Ontology annotation, cellular component: nucleus. NCBI's taxonomy places the organism in Eukaryota, Viridiplantae, Streptophyta, Magnoliopsida, Fabales, Fabaceae. Gene Ontology annotation, molecular function: protein binding; zinc ion binding; histone methyltransferase activity.